Cherax quadricarinatus is the source of this 1993-nucleotide messenger RNA. The record is from RefSeq and is a predicted model, not a curated record. NCBI's taxonomy places the organism in Eukaryota, Metazoa, Arthropoda, Malacostraca, Decapoda, Parastacidae.
UUGGAUAUCAUGGAUCCCAAAACUCCAGAGGACAUAUACAAAUCUCAUUUAGAAAACAAUCGUCCUACCUUUGGCCCAGGCCAGGUAGAUUCAGCUCGUCAAAACCUUGCUUCAUCAUUUGUAAAUGGCUUUGUUAAUGCAGCCUUUGGUACAGACAAACUCCUUACUGAAGAUGGGAAUAAGUGGCUCUAUAAAAAUAAAGAGCACGGUAUGUUAAGUGCAACAGCAUCAUUGGGUUUAAUACUCUUAUGGGAUGUUGAUGGUGGGCUGACACAGAUUGAUAAGUAUUUAUAUUCAUCGGAGGAUUUCAUCAAAUCUGGGGCGCUCUUGGCUUGCGGUAUUGUCAACAGUGGAGUGAGGAAUGAAUGUGAUCCAGCUCUUGCUCUUCUUUCUGAUUACAUUGGACAUAAAACCAUGGUUAUUCGAAUUGGUGCUAUCUUAGGCUUGGGUUUAGCAUAUGCUGGCAGCAACAGGGAGGCAGUUCUAAAAGUCUUAACACCUGUUUUGGCGGAUGAGAAGAGUUCUCUGGAGGUUGUAGGCAUUACUGCUCUAGCAUGUGGAAUGAUUGCUGUAGGCACCACCAAUCAAUUGGUAGUGGAGGCUCUUGUCACAACUCUCCUGGCCAAAUCAGAGACAGAACUGAAGGAGACAUAUUCAAGGUUUAUGUCUUUGGGACUGGCUCUGGCAUAUUUAGGUUGUCAGGAUAAGUGUGAAGUUGUUCUUUCCUGUAUCGAGAACCUUCCAGCCCCUUUCCGCCAGAUGACUGCAACUCUUAUUGAGGUCUGCGCUUAUGCUGGUUCUGGCAAUGUAUUAAAGGUUCAGGAAAUGCUGCACAUCUGUACAGACCAUUAUGACCAAGAGGAAAGUAAAUCUAAGGAUAAGAAGGAUAAAGAAAAGGAAAAAGACAAGGAUAAAGACAAAGAUAAAGAUAAGGAAAAGGAUAAAGAUAAGUCAGAAGAGAAAGAAGUUGAUCUAUCUUCACAACAGGCUGUGGCUGUACUUGGUAUUGCACUCAUAUCAAUGGGUGAGGACAUUGGAGCCGAGAUGUCGUUCCGUCAAUUUGGCAAUUUACUACGCUACUGUGAGCCAGUAAUCAGACGAGCUGUACCUCUAGCAUUGGGUCUCAUUUCUGUAUCUAAUCCAAGACUUAACAUACUGGAUACAUUAAGCAAAUUUUCUCAUGACUCUGAUGCAGAUGUGGCUCAUAAUGAUUUUGCCAUGGGCUUGGUUGGAGCUGGUACUAACAAUGCCAGAUUGGCUGCCAUGUUGCGUCAACUUGCCCAGUAUCAUGCUAAAGAUCCAAACAACCUUUUCAUGGUUCGUCUGGCUCAGGGACUAACUCAUCUUGGCAAGGGCACAAUGACGCUCUCCCCAUACCAUAGUAAUCGACAGCUUAUGUCGCCAGUUGCUGUGGCAGGUCUUCUAGCAACAUGUGUGGCAUUCCUUGAUGCUAAAACCUUGAUUCUAGGGAAGAGUCACUACCUUCUGUAUAGUCUCACCACAGCCAUCCAACCACGAAUGCUAGUUACCUUUGAUGAGCAGCUCAAUCCUCUUCCUGUGUCUGUCAGAGUUGGUCAGGCCGUUGAUGUUGUUGGCCAGGCAGGCAAGCCGAAGACCAUCACUGGGUUCCAGACACACACGACUCCUGUUCUCUUAUCACAUGGAGAACGUGCAGAGCUUGCUACAGAUGAAUAUAUACCAUUAACACCAAUCAUGGAAGGCUUUGUCAUUCUCAAGAAAAACCCUGAUUUUGACACUUAAGGCAAGAUAGUUAGAAUUGUAGAGGUAAUUAUUUUAUUGUACUGAGUUUUAUUUAUUAAAUCAUAUGGAAAAUGUUCACGUAACUCCUAAUUGUUAUUGCAGACUAAAUUUAGAGACACGAGAUGAACAUCAUUAAUAUACAGUAAGAUGAAAAUAUGGAAGUUGUACUACCAGAAUUUUGUGAUAAUUUAUAUGUCAGUGUUUGUAUUAAACAGAAUUGUAAAAAAUUUGU